This is a messenger RNA of Cyprinus carpio (common carp), 1446 nucleotides long. RefSeq lists its product as uncharacterized. The coding region runs from base 271 to 1020 and encodes 249 amino acids. NCBI's taxonomy places the organism in Eukaryota, Metazoa, Chordata, Actinopteri, Cypriniformes, Cyprinidae. The record is from RefSeq and is a predicted model, not a curated record. The transcript is spliced from 6 exons.
GCACAGACUGGAGUGGAGUGCACGUUCUCAGUAAGAUUAGGCGAAGGCGAAGCAAAAACAACGCACGUUUCCUUUUUAUUGUGUUGUUUUUUGUUACACACGUUUCGGUGGCUCGGCGUCGAACAUCACAUCGCUUGCAAAAAUGACACAAGCGUUUUUGUUUUUAUGUUUUUCACGGUUUUCUGCAAAUGGGCGAUAUAAGGAACAGAAAAUUACAUUUUUAUUUCCACGCAAUCUAGAUUUAUUUUCGAAAAACCGUGGUGGAAAAUUAUGUUAGGUGUUUUUCUCACGUGUGUUUUUAUGUUGCACGGUUCAUCUGGUGUUGAUUCAGACAAAGUGACAGUGAUGGAGGGAGAUUCAGUCACGCUAAACACUGACAUUAAAACAAAUCAAGAAGACAGAAUAAUGUGGUAUUUUAAUGACAUUCGUAUCGCUUGGAUCACUGGAGAUCAGAGUAAGAUCUGCACAGAUGCUGAGUGUCCUGAGAGAUUCAGAGACAGACUGAAGCUGGAUCAUCAGACUGGAUCUCUGACCAUCAUGAACAUCAACACCACACACUCUGGACUUUAUCGUCUGCAGGUCAACAGCCGCAACAGUGGAAAGCUCUUCAGUGUUUCUGUUCAUGGUGCUCCUGCCGCUGAUCGAGAUGAAAUAAAGUCAGUGAAGGAGGGAGAAUCUGUCACUUUAGAUUCUGGUGUAAUGAACAACACAAAUUAUUUGAUCACGUGGCUUUUUAAUGACAUCCGCAUCGCUGAAAUCAAUGGAGAACCCAAUAAGACCUGCAAAGAUGAUCAGUGUGAGGAUGCUGAUGGGAGAUUCAGAGACAGACUGGAGGUUAAUCAGACUGGAUCUCUGACCAUCAUGAACUCAAGAACCACAGACUCUGGACUUUAUAAACUACAGAUCAUCAUUAGCAGCAGCAGCUUCAGUAUUAGGAGGAGCAGGAGUUUCAGUGUUACUGUCACUGGUUCAGGUCUAGCUGCUGUAGCAGGAAUAUGUGCUGCUGUAGUUAUUCUGUAAUGUACUGUCUUAAGCAAAAGAAAGGAAGUGGGGAGGAGACAAAUAAUGAUCAGGAGAUUCCUAUAAAGUACUCAAUCAUUAGUCAGACUGAGGCUGCUAAUAAUGGCUCAUCCUGUAAACAGACUGAGACUACCACUGAAACACCAGUGUAACAUUAUUUAUUUUUCAAAACUUCCAUUGAAAUGGACAGUGAAGAGACGAUGGGAAAUGAGGAAAUAAGUAUCAAACUCACUCAGACGUUUUUUCAGUUACAUAAACAUUGCGUCCAAAAAGGCAGUUAAGCAGUAAACCAGCAAUGAACUAAGAAACAAAACACGUAACCAGCAGCAGAACAGCGAGUGCUUGAGGUUUUCAGUAUGUAAAGUAGGGCUGCAAAACGAUUAAUUGUGAUUAAUCGAUUCAAAAUAAAAGUUUAUUUACAAAUUA